Molecule: messenger RNA, 468 nt
Organism: Peronospora belbahrii
Lineage: Eukaryota; Oomycota; Peronosporomycetes; Peronosporales; Peronosporaceae
Source: the annotation of a GenBank genome assembly
AUGGCCAGUCACCGGCCUACUACAAAUAACAAUGAACUAAUUCCAGAUUUGGACGCUGCAGAAGCAGAACGAAGGCGCAAACAACGUGAUCUGAAGCGAAAGUCCCGUGAACGGAAAAAGCGAAAUAUCUUGGAACUACAGACAACUGCCCAGGCACUUGAACUCGAGUACAAACAACUUUUUUCUGCUAAAUUGAUGCGAGAAGAGCAAGAUAAACAACAACAAGAACAGAGUGGGGGGAACGUUACGGUGAAAGUCGAAUCCAAUACAGCAGAGAUUGAACAAUCUCGACUUGUGGAACUGCAGAAGAAAUACGCGGAUGUGCGACAGGAGAUGCAUGAACUGCGAGAACAGAUGACGGGUUUCAAACAAAAGCUUGAAGAGUACGAACGGUUUAUUGCAAUGCUGGAUGGUCAUCUGAUGGGCCUUGAGGAUACACAGACACAGCAGGAGGAACCAACCAAUUGA